This is a messenger RNA of Microplitis demolitor, 16345 nucleotides long. RefSeq names its product bridge-like lipid transfer protein family member 1 (gene tweek). Bases 405 to 15488 code for a protein of 5027 amino acids. The record is from RefSeq and is a predicted model, not a curated record. Gene Ontology annotation, biological process: synaptic vesicle endocytosis. Lineage: Eukaryota; Metazoa; Arthropoda; Insecta; Hymenoptera; Braconidae. The transcript is spliced from 15 exons.
CCCUGUUAUCACGAUUUCUGGGAACAAUUAUCAAUGGCGGGUAAUAAAAACAAUAAUAAUAGUAGUCCGUGGAAAUAAUAAUAAUAAUAAUAUAGUGAGAGUAUGGAGUAUGUGAAAACUAAAAGAUAAGAUGUGCGAAUGUGUACUACUACAGCUGUGUCUUGCAUUAACAGCAAUGACAGCGCUUUGACAUGAGGCUAAAUGCGAUAUCACCGAUUACACUAAAUCCAAUAAAUAUUACGACAACAAUGUAAUUUAAAGUGUCAGAGGCCGGCUAAGAGGAUGGGAAUUAAUUUUAUGAGUAGCUGAGAUCAAUAGAUCAUCAUCAUCUUCAUUAUCAUAAUCAUUACCAUCACCACCACCAUAAUCAUCAACAUUGACUUCAUCUUGCCACAAGCAUCACGAUGGCGGACUACGAGCUGUACAACAGUACAGCCCCAUCCUUUUCGGGGAUCGAGCCGGCAUACUGGAAUUAUUCGGAGCAUGUUAUCCUCGAUGACCUUAAAAUGGACAGCAACUUCAUCUGGUUGCUGUGUUCAUUAGUAUCCGCAAUAUCAUGGGUCAUCUAUAUUACUUAUUACAAUAGUAGAGUUAUUGGAUAUGUUAUCACACGACUGUUAAAUCGAUUUGUUAUAAGAGAUGGAUAUGUGAAAGUUGGAUCCUUUACACUGUGUGCUUUAAGUGGAAAAAUAAUGUUUAGAGAUAUAGUUUAUAUCACGACUGAUUAUAGUUUAAGAAUACAAGACGGUUGGUUAAUAUUUAGAUGGUGGAGAAGUUAUGUUCCCAAAGAUGUGUCUGAAGAUCUUUCACAUUCCGAUACACGUCUUUCGGUCAUGUUAAAUGGAUUUGAGCUUCAUGUAUACAAUCGUUGCGAUUUGUAUGCCCAUUUAGAGAAAACAUUCGGCCUAUCCUCGCAGAUGUUUCCCGAUGACGAUAUCAACCAUACUGUUAAUAUCGAUGAUCGUGAUGGCGAGUCAAUUAAUAACGCGGCCAAUGAAGUACGCCAGCAAAUAAAUGCCAUGGACGUGUCACGGCAUAUGGAAAAUAUACGUAAACAAGAAGCCCAUGUGUUGGCUCGUACAUGGCGUGAUUUAAUACCUGUGAUUAAGUUGGAUAUAUGUACCGGGAGAAUAGUAUUUGGUAAUCGUUUAGUACCAACGACAUUGUCGAUAACUGUCGAGGAAGCGCAUUUUGUUUACUCCACAAAACCAGCGGCGUCGAGACACGAUCAUUUUAUGCAUUUUACUAAAUGCAAGGCUGAAAAUUUCAAAGUUAUUUUAGCGCCAAGUCCUAAAUACACGGGAAUGGUUGAUGACCCGCCGCGUUACAUGGGUGAAGGUUUCGUGGUGCUCAGUUCAAAUAAUAUGGAAGUUUAUUAUUAUAUGGAUGAACCAGGAGUCGUGCCGGAACAUCCAGAGAUGAUUAGAUUAGCAAACGGUGAUAUGGUUGAAGCAAUGCCACCAAUUUGGGGUAUUGAUGUUAAAUGCGGUAAAGGUACAGACUUUAGUUACGGGCCUUGGGCUGAUCGGCAACGAGAACAUUUGUUUAAAUUUUUUUUUCCAAACGAUUAUCAACCGAUGAAAAUAACAAAGUCACCAAGACCCGGUGACAAGCGACAAGUCCAGUCAUUUGAUAUUCGUCUAUCUACUCUCAAUGAAGCCACUGUCGACAUACUGUUCAGUAAAAAUCGCGAAACAAAUGCAGUUCACAUAAAUGUUGGUCCUGGAUCUUAUUUAGAAGUAACUAUGCCAUGGAUUGUUCUUCAAGACGGAUAUACAACUAAAAUAACCGGGCAAUUGUUGCAUCUCGAAGCAACGACGAGUCUUCAGUAUCGUAGUCUUGUUGAAAGUGAAACUCUAGAAUUUGGUAUAAAGUGUCACUAUCCAAUAAGAUGGAAUGAUCAUCAAGAGUGGAUGUUAAAUUUGACUGGAUGCAAAGCUACGGCGAAUUUAGUUUACUCGCAUAAAGAAUUUUUUCAAGAUAUGAUAAAUGACUGGGCAAGUAAAUCACGACCUGAUAUUCUACAUUUUGUUCCUUAUACAUGGAAAUUUAGUUUAUUAUUAAAAGAAUUUGAAUUGAUAACUAUUUGUAAUGAAUAUAAUUGGAUUGACUGUUCAUCGCAAAAUCAAGAGAAUGCACAUAUUGCAUUUUGCGGUGAAAUAUUUGAUCUCUCCUUUGACUUGCCUUUUACGGAGUAUUUACCAGUGACAAUCCCAUUGCGCUUUUGGAUACAAGGUGAGAGUGUUGAUUUGUCAUUUUAUUUACCUGAAGUUAACACAAAUCGUGUAGUAUUGCUAGCCCUAGAUAAAAAUGCUAAAAUAAUAACCCGUGACGGUUCAAGUAAACACAUCGCGGAUUUAUCACGUCUAAAAAAAUGGAGAAAUGUUUGCCAGAAGAGUUUAGGGUGGAUAGAUUGCUGGUCUGUACCAAUAGUUGCUCUCAGUAUUAACUAUACGUAUCAUCCAUGUCCACCUUUGGGUCCAGCACCUCAAGCGAACAUAACAACGCCCGAGAAAGAAGAAAUUCUGCUGUCCCCAAUGAGGAUUCCGCGAUGUAGAAAGUCUCCAGGACUGCGUUGGGCUCAAGACGGCAAUCAGAAAUUCGAUCCGCAGUCAAUUGCACCCGACAAAGUCAGCCUGGAACUGGAAAUCGGCCCAUCAAUGCUCAUCCUCUACGGAUCUCUGAUAAAAAAUUUCCUCCAUCUGAAGGAAAACAUUUUCGGUGACUAUCAGACAUUUACAGACAUGCAGCAAAGCCGACCGUCCGUAAAUAAUCCAACUGACAGAGGUAAAGAUCGUGAUACGCAGAAUAGUAGCGUUGAGGCAUCAGUGGAAGACGAGGAAGCCCGAUCUAAAACAUUUGAUCCCCGAUACUACCGUCCUCUCGAAGUAACCGUCGGUAUAACAAUGCACGAUAUUCAAGCGCAUUUAAUUAAAAACUGCAAUGAAAAUGAUCCUCCGUGUCCUGUCAUUCUCUUAGAGCGUUUUGGCUUUGAAAUGCGUAAGGGAUUCAAGGAAACAGAGCUUCAGCUUUUACUUUCACCCGCGAUAAUGCUCAUCACCGAUAAUGUUGUCAGAUCGAAUAAAGAAAAGCACUUGAGCCAAGGACACUUGAUGCUAAGCGCCCUUCAAGUACGUGGACACGCAAUGUUCAGUAGCGAGGGACGUAGUUUAGAUCAAGAGACCUUGGAGUACGCAUGGUUAAUUGAAGUACAGCUCGGUAAACUUGGUGGGAAAAUUACGUCACCUCAACUGCAUCAUUUAGUAACAUCUUUAGAAACGUUUCUGCUGACAGCCAAAGACACUGAGAAUUUAAUGAGACCACCUGGGCUACCACAUCAUUGUCAUCAUGGCCUACCACCACUGCAGUGUCCUGACAGUGAUCCGGAUAAUCACUACAGGUGUCCCAGCUCAGAAGACAUCAAGUACAGAAUGACACGCGUGGCGAUUGACGCAAUAGAUCUUUAUUUACAGGAAGCUGGCACAGCAACUCAGCUAUGGAUAUCACCGAUUCGCGUGUCUACAUGUAAUUUACACGGACAACAAGUUAAAUCUGGUGUUACUGGCGUAAUGCCAACGAUAUUAACACGUCAAUUUGUCUCGGCUGCGGGACAUUUUGCGAAUACUAGUAACACAAACACAACAGGAAGUGCUAGAUCACAUACUAAUGCAAGCAGCCGAAUGUCUGGUGACGGUUCAGACAUAUGGCUUGAAGUGGGCUCAGUGUCAAUGGGUCCAGUUGUUAUUGAAGCUGCUGUUUCAUUACCUAAGCCCGAGCACAAUCUUCAUAUUAUUCAAAACAAGUAUUUAAAAACUCAUGAUGAAGCUACCAAAAGACUUUGGUUCCUCUGGCCUCAAGAAAGUGGCGUAAAACCCACCAAGUGUGGUUGCAUAGGUGGCUGUACAUUCUUUGGAAGUAAUAAAAAUGGCUCACGAUUUUUCAAACCCAGUUAUCAUGAUCUACAAGAUGGAAUAAAUAUCGCAGCGUACAGAAUAAAUCCAACGGGAAAAGAAAAAGGAUUUGGUCAGUCAAUUUUACAUGACGACCAAUUAGUUUUUCAUACGCCACCUUAUAGUUUACAAGACGUGUCUCUGCAGGAUAUUUACCAACCUGCUCCAGGAUUAAAACUUACAGUUUUUCAAGAAGGCACGCAGUCAUCAAAGCCCAGUGUGGAGAGGUCACGUUCUGCUAUUGACUCGACCACUGAAGACGGAAGCACAAAACUCAGCACGGCAUCAGGAAGUCCUGCAAGUGAUAGAAAACCUCUAGGUAGACGUUUCUCGUAUACAUCAAUUCGAGGAUCAAAUUUAAAAGACGUUCCAUACUCACGUCUUGUUGACGCAAGUCCAAUAACUCAACUACCUCAAAAGUUAGAUUCGGACUCAAAGCUAAACAGUGAACGUAGUAGAUCAAUAUUGAGUGUACCUGAAAUAGAUAGUGCUCCAAAAAGUAGUGUGUCAGACUCAAAGCUUGCAGUGGAUUACUUCAACGCACCUGAGACAGAUAAUUUACAGCAGAGUUGCAGUCCGCAGUCACUGCCGGCUGUAUCAUCUGAGCUGUCACAUGCGUCGAGGCCACCCACCACAGCUAAGAGUGCUGACGGUGUCAAUAUUUCGGACUCACGUCAAUCAUUGUACAGAGGACCUAAAUCCAGCUCUGAGGAACGUCUUAAGCAAGAGGUACAACGAACUAUAUCUAUGUCUUCAGAGAAUCAUUCAGAAGCAUUUUACUCUGCUGAUGAAGACACUAGUCAUGGGUUAGCCGGUAGUCGUACGUCGAGUUUACGACAGUCUAUAGUAAGCGCGGGUCCUGUUUUAACGCGUAAUGGCAGCAUGAAGAAAAAAUAUUCAUCAGAUUUGUCGAUCGUUGAGAGCACUGCUAACGCUGGAGUCACUAUUAGUGAAAAAGCGCACACACUAGAACGAGCCAAGUCACAACAGACACGUAGGAGUCCGCGUAUUGUGAAAAACAAUUUUUCCGAACCCGAGGGCAGUCCUUUAGAGAAUGGGAUUUUGAAUGAUUCUUCAGACACCCAUUCAGUAUCAUCAACAAGUUUUAUAUCUGCAGUAUCAUCACAAGAAGACAUGGCGCUUGUUAAUCUUCAUAUGCAAGUCAACAAGCCGAUUGUUGACUCUCCGCUGCUUAUGUCUAGUUACGUAAGUCAUUUAACUCAAGUAAAGUGUUCCAAUUGGAGUCAAUCAUCAUUUACAUCAGCCAGUGAUGCCUUUACUACGCCCAUGUUUCGUAGAACUGAAGACGGCCGACUGGUCUACAUUGGCGGCCGAUUUAUACCGAAGUUUGAUGUCAUUACCGAGGGAUUCACUUCAUUGAAAAUGGUAACUCGUAAUGAUACGUCACCGAUGGCCAGUUCGUCAAAUAAAACACCGACUCAUCCUUAUCUCUGGGAUAAUUCAACGUUGAUACAAUCAGAAGGUGAAGAUGAUAACAAUACUCGUGAUGAAGAAGAAUUGCUAACAGUACAGCAUGAAACUGGUUCAAGUACUACUGUCAUUAUUAAAUUGAAAGGGGAUGUUGACAUCAUGAUAAGUCCGAUGGUACUGGAAUCACUUCAACGAUUCAUCGAUGUCAUUACGCCUACUCUUGCAAGCUUACAUCCGCUGACAAUAUUGAAUCAUCUUCACAGUGAAUGUAUUUCCCGUGUCGAAGAUGCUAAUAUUUUAAAACAAGACCAGAGUUUGUCAUACUGGAGUCAAGUGCAAACGAGUUCCAAACGAUCAACAGCUGAAAGAAAUAUUAAAAAUGGUCUAGGGGAUGAUAAAAAUAAAAUUUUACAAACAAAUGUUUACGAAGAAAGCAUAACAACCCAAAUGCAAGGGAGUAUUAUUUUACCUAAAAUAAAUAUAACACUUUUACAAGCUUCUGUAGUUGAAGAAAUAAUUUCUUUUUCUGCAUUAGACAAUAUCCGUGAUCUCACGUGUGUUUCACUUUUUGCGAUUUGUUUCGACGAAGUGACAGCACGAUUUUACAUCGGGAAACAAGCACGUGAAGUUGUCCAUACAUUUCAUAAACCCCCAGUGUUACCUAAUCAAAAAAAAGUUAACAAAAUAAGCAAAGCAUUUUUACCAGCACAUCAGAGUACUGCUGUCGUGACGGACAUCAGCGGAGGUGAGACCGUUUGGAUUGAAACAUCGGAGAAACAACAGGAAGAAAUAAUAGUUACACUUAAUAUUGGGAAAAUGCAUUCGCAAUUACGUCGGCUGAGAAAUGAGUCGUCGAUAUUAAAAGAUGCUGUCAUUACAGCGAUACCAGCACAUUACUCGCGGGUAUUAUUUACCUGUACGCGAAUAACAUCCCCGUUAAAAUGUAUUGACUAUUAUUUACAUCAGCCGACAGAUGACAAAGACAAACAGAGUAAUAAACAACAGGGACCGCCACAAGCCACUGAGGAGUUUACACUCGGAAGUGGAGAAGAUCGAUUGGGUUUCAUUAUGUUUGAAUGCGGUCUUGAGGGAAUUAAAUUAAAAAUAGUAAAAAGAUCGCAGUUUGAAAAAGGCGACAAUGGCCAUGAUGAUAAAAAAACAGAAACAGAAAUAUUUUACACUGACAGCGUUAAGAGUCAUGAUGAAGACAAUAUGUCAGCUCCUACUGCUACUACUGAACCGGAAGCUAAUACAGCUACAGCGAAUGCCACUGCAGCAAAUAAUCCCCAAAUAAAUCCAAGUGCUACAUCUACUAGUCUUGUAACGAGAGUUACUAAUGGUAAUACUGUAUCGUGUGUUAUUGAAUUGAAAACAGUUUGGUUUAAUUUUGCUGCACCACCACGUACUCCUAUAACACGGAAAAUAGAUUACACGCGUCUUGAUUGGAAUCUACUAAGCACGGCAUCACCAGCAAUAAAUGCCUGGAUGAAUCCCAGCAAUAGAUUUGCAAUACGUAUUGUUCAUAUGUUUCGUUGUAUGUACAGAAGAUCGACGGCUAUCGUUGCUUGUUUAAUGGCUGAAGCUUUGGAUGUUCAGGGUAUUCAUAUGCCCGUUAAAAGUCGGUAUGGAAGACUUACACCACUGGCCAAAACUCUUCAAGAAGAUCCUUCCUGUCAGCUGUGCAGCAUUCUACAAAAGUAUGUUCUGCUGUCAGAUUUAGACGCAAUCAAUGAUAAUCUUCGAGAGGAUGAAGUUCCACUUUUGUCUACACUUCGUCAAGGAGUUAUCGUCUUGAGUAGACAGUGGAAAAAUGUACUGUAUACUCCCCUUCUUCUAGAACACAAUUACAAAACGAAACAUGUGAAACCACUCAAUGUUACCUUCGCAGUCUCUGAUCCCGAAGACGAAAAUUUGCUGACUGACGGUGAAGGUAGUGCAGGCGACGGUGACGAUCAAGAGGUGACAGAUGAAUGCGCGAUGCUCAUCAACACGGAUCACAUUUACAAGCAUACUCAGGUCAAGCCUGGGCAGGACAAGAGUACAGGUGUUUGUGGUGGUGAUGGUCUGACAGUGCCAGUUAGUUCUCCACGUGGUCGAGAAACUAGUCCUUUGUCUACACCAAUACCCACUGGUCCAGAAUCACUAACGUCUCCCUCGCCACCUGUUGCAAAUCACAAACGAGGGAGAUCAUUGCAACCUACACAGGUACCCAUUAGCUCGCGGGCGAGUAUUGUAUUUCCAUUGCUCGCUAGCGGUGGCCUGUUCAAUCAGCCCCGGGAUCCUAAUAAUAUCAGCUACGGAACACUUCAGGAAGAAAAAACCCCACAAAUUCAGGUUUUGCAAUCCCAUAAUUUGGGUUCAAAUCCUAGUAUUUAUUCUGGAGGUCACAAUAGUCCGAAUAGUACUGGUAGUAUAGAUCAAAUAACAUCGCCGACGACUCAUCAAUCAACGCGACAGAUCAAUGCUGGAGAAGACUUGUACAGCUGGAUGGCAAAGCAACAGGAAUUUAUCAAAGACAAUGAUAAGAGUAAUCUCAAGGGAAAUUGGGAUUCAAAGAUAAAUACAAUGACAACGGAAGACACUGAAGAUUCAGAUAUACAAAGUGGCGCUUGUUUAUAUCCAAUGAAAGACUCGCUGCGUUUAUUAGACGCUCACUUAAUAUUUGAACCAUUGCUUUCAUCACUGUCAGUAAUGCCUCAGCAAAUGCUGUCAGCAAUUGGUUCCGGUAAUAUAAAUAACGUGUCAUCAUUAGAAUCUUUGGGGUCUAAUUUAUCCCUAGUCGGAACAAUGGAUACUAUGAGAAUAGAUAUCGUUGUCAGUGAAUUCGGUAAAGUUCCUGAUAAAAAGAAAGCACCAAAAUAUCAGCCGAGAAAAGGGUCGAAGUUUUUUCUCGACAUUCCAUCAGAAACUCCAGCGUUUUUGUGUGAAAAAAUUGGAAUCGAUAUUGACAUCAAGAAGAUGGCCGAUAUGACCGUAGAUGAUAUGAUUCAACGGCAAAAUGUCUUGUAUAUUUCCCGAGGGCAGUUGAAAAAACAUACGAGUACUGUUGUAAAUUUCAGCUUGAAUAUACGAUACAUAAGUCAGCAAGUCAACAUGCCGCUGCUCAGACUACUGCAUCAAAUAAGUAACAUGUAUCAAAAUGUUAAAGAAACGCAGAUGGAGUUGAAGGAACAGUUGCCAGAGACCAAGAGAAAUGAUAAUUUGACUGUAAAUGAUAACAAUAUUAAAAAUGGUUCUUCAUCAGCGUCAGAUCUUCAGGAUCAGCUUCAUCUAGGUGAUAGUAAUAUUGGUGGUAGCGGUAAAAAAAUUGAAGAAACUCUACUGCAAACGAGUUAUGACGUCAAUCAGCCAAAAGUUUUAUCACCAUCCUCGAGUAUAAGGUCGCGACCACAGAGUUUUGCUCAGAAAUUAAGAAGUACUGGUAAAAGUGUCAAAGGUUAUAUUAAUUUAAGUGAAGGUGUCAUUACUCCAAGUUUCGGUGCCAGUCCCAAUGGUUCUGGUCUAGAUAAAUUUAGCGUAUUGUCUGACAAGUGUAAAGACAACUCUAGCUUGACUCCUCGCUGCUGGAGAACAAUUUAUUAUUUAUUAGACUUGUAUGCCACUCGACCGGAAACUAAAACUAUCACCCAUCGGUUCUCGUUACCAGCUGAGGCAGUGGAUCAUUAUAAGAGUACACGUAAAUAUGACAAUUCAGCAGAAGCUAAAGAUGGAGACGUUGAAAAAGGUUUAAACAACGAGCCUGGGUUUACUUCAGCACCGGCACCAGCAGCACGCGAAAUGAAUGUCGUUACCGGCGAGCGCACGAGGUUAAUAAUUUUUGGCGUUGCUAAAAUUCACCGGACACGACUGCUCGCGACUCUGAGUGGUCUUAAAUUAGAAGCCGAAAUUACUAGUCUCCAUGCGAGUCUAACGUGUCGUAAAAAAUCCAAACCUGCGAGUCUGGAGUGCAGCUUAACUGGACAAAUAGGCAGGACAAUGAUCGUUUUGUUGGAAGGCGUUGCUCCAAAUCAGCAGACUGUUGUCAAAGUUACUGUAGGAAAAUCUCAAGCUCUUUAUUCGAGUGUAACACGUCGUCAGAAAGAUAAAAACAGUGGAUUAUUAACUGUCGGAGCAGUUAAUAUUGACAUACCUCAGCAUCCGGUUGCUCUUCAUGGAAUGAUGACACGUGGUAGCAAACAAUUGUCAUCAACAUUACAAGAAUUACGCGUCACGAGAACCUCAUCACGUAUGUCACGUCAACAGCAAGAAGAAGGCGAUGGAGUACCGGGUAGUCCACAUAAUUAUCCACCUGCGCCCUCAGUUGAUAUCGAAAAGCCACAACCGGGUCCCAGUCUUUUGGAACCCAUUGUAAUGCAAUUUCACAUUAUUUUACAGAGCUUAAGUAUAACUGCAGCACUUCUUCCGUCGCUUCAAGCCCAAUAUAAAAUGGAUCAAGUCAACAGCUCAGGUAUUACUGGUAGCAAAGCUAAAUUUACAAUAGAUCUACCUCACCAUAGUCUCAGUUUUACGACAAAACUUCAAGUUACCGAGGCUAAUUUGCCGUCUGAAGCCAGCAUUGAACUUCCGAAAGUUCAUGUAUCCGCAGAAUACAUCCAAGACGGCAGCAGUAGUUUGAACGACAGUAAAAUAGCUGAUGGUGUUGUUUUACGUCAAGGAAGUUAUCUCAGCGCUACUGCAGAUAUUGGAAUUUUUGAGCAUUCAUUGACGACAGAUUUACUAAAUCACUUGGUCUUUGUGCAAAAAGUAUUUAUGAAAGAAGUUAAUGAAGUUGUGCAAAAAGUUUACGGUGGCGAAAAACCCGUUCCCUUGUGGCUGGAAGACGAAGAACCUGCCAGCUCUAGUUUAAAAAGAAUUUUAUUUUCACUUGUUAUACGUAUCAAGAGGAUACAAUUGACAGCAACGACACCAACUAAUUCAGCAGUGCGGUUAGAAACUGGUACAGUUGAAUUGCAAUUGUCAAAUCGUGUACAGAAUGUAUCCGGUGCAGCUCAACCAAAUCCUUAUACCAAAUUAUUUGGUAAAGCUCAAGUUGAUAUAAAUCUUUCACUUGGACAACUGCUUAAAAAUGUUAUGUUUGAAGAAGCAGAACCAGAGUUUCAACAGUUUGCAUUUUUUAAUACACGUGUAGGCUUAAGAAAUGCAUUUCAAGAAGAAAUGGCUCAAGGUGCUGACAAAGAGGUUGUAUUAAUUACUCUUAAAAGACCACUUAUUUAUAUUCAACCCAUGGCUGUGGAUAAAGCGAUUCUCGUGUGGCUUAACUACAAAAAUGCAUACGAGUAUUGGAAUGAAAAGCGCGCUAAUUUAAAUAAAGAAGUACUGACGGCAACUCAACAAGUAUUUGAAAAAGUUCCCUUUGGACAAUUGACAAGUCAAUUGAGUUCGCCAAAUUUGGGCACUCUAUUUUUACAACUUACUGUUGAUGAUAUGGGAAUUUGUGUUCCUUUAAACCCACUACCGCCAAAUAAUUGGGGAAUGACACGGGGUCUUUAUGAUGGAGAAUCACGUGGUGCUGUUGUUGUUACUUUGGAAAAUACGAGUAUAUCAGCGUGUAGUAGUGGUAGUUUAGUUAGCAAAGCUAGGUUUGUUGGUUUUUGUUUGAGAUUUGCUGAAGACUUUGAGACGUCGCUAGAUGACUGGAAACCUGACAUGAAUGACAGCAGUAUUAUGAAUCUGUGUGUGGUUUCUGAAGGGACUUAUGAAGUGUGCAGUCGAACUAUCGCACAAAAACAAGACAAAUCAGACAAUGCCAAGUGGUUAUUAAACGUUCAAUGGCAGAUGGAAGGUGUUGACAUCCAUUUUGAUGUAAGUGUUGGUCAGCAGUUAUCAGCCCUCGGACAUACAUUGACAAUGCUAACUGGCUCUGAAGAAGACGAUGCUAAUAUAUCAGCAGAUUACGACAGCGACGAUGGGGACCAACCAGAAAAUGGAACUAGCCAGGUUAAGAAAAAAGAGAGUAUACUGAUUAAAAAAUCAAAGAACUGGACUGACAAUUUGCCUGCAUUUGUGUUCGACCCUUCAUUGGAUGCCAAGAAAAGAUCUAAAUUAAUAGAAAAAGAAAUGAAUGAGCAGGCAAAGAUAAUAAAUGACUUGCGAUCACUGGGAGCGUCUCACGGCACGAUCGAGCAAGAAAUGAAACGUCUGCACGAGUUAGAAGCGAUGGUCUUCAAAGAUUUCCGCAGGGACAUGAUUCAAAAGUUGAGAAGACAGUCGGUAAAAGCUUCGGGUAUAAAAGGAAAACUUGGACUCGGUAACAAACCCAAUGCCUACCGCUCACGGUCAUUUAUAGUGCCGUCUCCAACGCCUGAACAUCAGUUAGAAAGUCCUGAAGAUUUGAACACUGAUAUAAAUUCGGCCAAUUCCGCGAGUUAUGAAAGCAGUCCGCGGAGUGGUCCAAGUCGCUCGGCGUCUUUGAGAGUCCGUGGACUCGGCGGUCCACGUGUCACAUUCAGUGAUACUCACACAAUGUGUCGUCAGUCAUCAUUGCCAAGUGCAAGCUCGGAUUUAAGUCUACCUGAGGGCGAUCUAGAGUGGCCGGAGACACUGGACAUCGAAGGGGAACAAGUCGAGCUAAGAAAGAAGCAUCGCGACAUGAGUUGCACUUCCAGCUAUGACAGUAUGGAAGGCAAUGCUCCAUUACUUGAUUCAUUCGGCCGUGAACAAGCUUCAAUGACUUCAUCACCGCAUAUUGCGCCACAAAAACCCCAAGAACCAAACAUCGAUUUUGAGCUUGACGUCAAAGUAUUGAUCAACAGUGGAAAGUGUGUACUGCAUACCAAAGAUCCAGCAAGAGAAGAUGAACUAAAAUUACUCAGUAGAAUGAAGAAAGAACGAUCGUGUUCCGGUGGUAAUUUUGACUUCCAACCAAGUAGUCCUAGUAGCAGCAAAAAACAUCUCAGUAGCAAAGAAAAAUCAUCAACUGCCAGUACUUCACGUCUACGUUACAUGCAACAUGCAAGUGUUCCUCUUGUUGAUCUCACAAUAUUUCAUAUCCCUGGACUGGAUGUCAAAGUUCACUAUGAGUCAAAAACUCUUCCUGAAGAAUCUAUUUCACCGCGCACGUCUGCUGAGAGUAAUUUAUUGAAUCCACUGUCUGGUGUUACGGGUCUACGUAAACCUAGUACCAAGAAAGCAAGUUUAUUUGCUUGGAUGACUCUGCAGACUAUUCCUGAGGAGACAAUAAUCAGUCCUCAUAUUCUGGAGUUUUUAGAACAAACUCUUGAACCGAUUCCCAGUAAGACCAUAGCAGGAGGCGGUCAAGCUAGUACAGUAUUUCCACUGGACAAUGAAAGUUCAUCUUGGGCAGCGACUGCUGCCAGUGGAAAUUACGUCUAUGCCAGUUUUCCUGUUGACGUAAUCGUGUACUUUCAUAUGCAGCCUUCAACUUUUAGGUUCUCGUGUUUGCCUGUGUCACGUGUCGAGUGUAUGCUUCAAUUACCCUCACUGGAUAUUGUUUUUUCUUCAAAACGCGCUGAAGAAGAACUCACUGAAUUUCGUGACUUUAAAUCAGCGGCUGGUUCUUCUAGUCCAAGUGUCAAAGAAAGUUCAGCAAUCGGUGGUGUUUCUGUCACUGGAUGUCUUGCUGAUUUUUCCGUCUAUAUUUUUCAUCCAUAUGGCGGUGGUAAAAAAUCGAGCUUGAAAGAAGCGCAGUGGUCACCAUUAUCUGACAGCGAGAGAAAAGACUCAUUGAGUAUAAAUGUGGAAUUUGUUAAAUUUCAUUUAUCAAGAAGUAGGAAAAUAAAUUUUCAAAGUGAACCUCUUAAAAAAAGUAAUGAUACCAGUAGAGCUGUCAUAAGAUUUUCAACAAUAAUUGAUGUUGGUUCUGCAUCAUUUAAAUAUGACAUGAGACGAAUUACUGAAAUUCUUGCAUUUCCCAAGGCAUGGUACCGACGUAGUAUUGUACGGAGACUAUUUUUAGGCGAUUUAAAUUCUGGAUUUGCGUACUCUGAGGGUCAUAAUCCAACGCAGUCGAUGAAUAUGGAAGAGGCAGUGAUGGGUAGCUCAUUGUUGAAACAUCACGAUCGUCAUACUGGAGAUGUUUUGUCCAAAAGUGCACCCGAACGCAGUCCAACUUUGACGAGAGAUAAAUUGAGACUGAGUUUUGACAAUGAUAUGCCACGACAAACUCGACUAAAAGACAUUGGACGAGGGUGGAGCUUUACCUCAGACAAAGGACAAUCUGGGUCGGCAAUAAAAAAGCGCGAAUCUGCUUGGGAAACGUUGGUGCUAUUUGCUGUUAAUUUUACCCGCCUCAAUGUUCAUAUGAAUAUGGGCAAUGUUAUGGGAAAUGUCGCUUGGAUGACCAAAGAUUUUCGUUCUGACGGCAGACUAUCGAUAGGCAGUACAGGUCAUAAAAAUUUGUACAUCGGUAUUGGACUUGGUGGGUCUAGUUUGGAUGCUAAGGGUGGGUUUGUUGGUGGCACUAUUGAGUUAAGUAAAAUAGACACUUAUAUUCAUAUAAGAGAAGAACCAGGAACUGAACCUGAUCAUACACUUGGGUUAAAAUUAUUCGCACUGGAAUUGAGACUGGAUUAUAUGGGAACAAGUGUUCUGAUGACUCGGGUUUCUUCGUUGGACGUGACGCUUAGAGACGAAUGGAAGAUAAAUCGUAGCAAUAGUGGUGACGCUUUUAUGCCAACACGCAGACCUGCUGUGAUAUUUAUGCACGGAGAUCUUGGGUGGGAUCAAUUGCAAAUAAUGAUCAGCAAAUCGACAACCGCUGAUUUGUUAAAAAUGUUUUAUAAACUGGAUGAGUUCUUCAGUCAACAAUUUAAAAAUAGCAAGCGGGUGUUCAGUUCACUUCAGACGAAUAGAAAUCAGCGGGUUACAAGUAAUAGUUUUAAGAAACGAGGGCAGAGAAAGAUGCGAGGAGGAACUGGAGUCGAGGGUCCGUGGACUAUGAACCAGACUGCGAUGUCCGAUGCACGUCAUCAUCGACACUGGCAGCGAGUACUGGCUCAGGUAGCAGGACUGCAACUCGGAAGCUUACGAUUUUCCUUGCCGACCAACGGCACUGUCCUCGGUGGUACCAUGGAGUUACAUGGCUGUAAUAUAAGUCUCGCUUGUUUCCAUGGAAUAAACUUUAAAAGUAAAAGCUGGGCAUUAUUUUCACUUAAGGAACCAUGCAUUAGUUUUGCUACUGAAGCGCAAGAAAUACCGAGUGUUGAAUCUCCGAAUACAUGUGACGUUCAUGUUGUACAGACAUUGACAAUUAGUUUAGGACAACAACAAGAACAGCAUGCAAGACAUCUCUCAAUGGCGACUGUGUGUCGUCUAAGUCGAAGUGUUCUUUUUCCACCUCAAUUUAAAUCACUGCAGGAGUGGUUCCACUAUGCGUUUGCCAACAGUGAAAUUGAUGCAGUUGAUCGAUUUCCAUGCGUGGAACGCGAACGUUCCGAGACAACGGCUGACGGCAAUACAAGCCGCGGUAGAAGUACAUCAUCAACAUCUGGAAAACUUCAAGAACAUUCGCACACGCGUGAAGUUAUAUUCGCAUUACCUUCAUUGCAGCUGCAUCUCAAAACGGAGCAUUUACAAACAGCCAAAACACCGGAUGUCAUAAGUGAAAAACCACUGGUAGAGUGCAGCUUUAUCACGGAAUUCGAGGACCAUAUAUUUGUGACUGUAGAUGCAGAGGCAUUUUUCUUUUUGCACGAUCUCAUAACUUCUUAUCACAGCGAAAAAGAACGAGUGUAUGCAAUGCAAAGUGCAGGAGCAUCAAGAGCAUACAGCCCAGAUCCGCAGGAUAAAAAAGGUACCAAUGCAAGUACUUCAAGUGCUUCAACAUCAGCUACUUCAAGUAUGACAGAGGAUGAGAGAAAACGCAAACAAUUUGAUCCUGCUGAAAUGUUUAUCAAGGAUUGGCGAUCUUACAGAUGCAAAACGUGGCAUUUAGAGCCAACUGUCAGACUACUCUCGUGGGCUGGAAAAAGUAUUGAACCAUACGGUAUUGAUUAUAUACUACAAAAACUAGGAUUUGCACAUGCACGGACGACAAUUCCCAAAUGGAUACAACGUGGAUUUAUGGAUCCACUUGAUAAAGUACUAGCAGUUCUUAUGUUAAGAAUGGUGAUGGCUGUACGUGAAGAUCCUUCUGAUAAUAAUAAGUAAAAUAAGUGAACUUGUAAUGCUACAUUGCCUCUAAAAAACAUUUACUUUAAAAAAAAAAAAAAAUAAUAAUAAUAAUAAUAAUAAUAAUAAUAAUCAUAAUAAAAAUAAAAAUAAAGACACAUAUACACAUGUAGCGAAUUUUAUGAGCAACGACUAAACACGUGUAGUCUUUAUAUAUUUAUCUUUAGUACAUACCAAUAUUAGGUGCAAUUAUAAAUUAAUUACAUUGAGAUAUGAUCAAAUUUAUCGAUGGACUACUUAAUAUAUAUUCUCAAUGAAUUAAAUAAUUCAAUAUAUAUAAAUUACUAUUAACAAAAUGAAUGAAUGUAUAGAAAAUAAUUUCAUACUUGCGAAUGAUAGUUAAAAAAAAUUAUUAAAAUUAUUAUUAUUAUUAUGAUUAUUAUUAUGUAUGAAUGAUAGUAAUCAAUAAGCGAUUUAUUAUUGCUAGACAAUUCGUCCAUUCGUUCCGUUCUGAACCUAUAACUCAUGGACAAAAUAUUUAAUAGGUCAAUAGUACCUCUCAUAUAUUAUAAAUAUAUAUUAUGCAUUCGAACAAAAAAGAAGAAAAAAAAAAAAAACUAAAUAACAUAACACCGAUAAUCGUUGUACAGAAAGAGCAAAUUAUUAUAUUAAUUAAAAGAAUAAUUAUUACAAAAAUUAUAAAAUAAUUUUUUUUUAGUUAGAUUAAUGCUGGAUUUUGUGUAUAUGUUUAUUUUUUAUAAUUAAUUAUAACGACGUAUUUAAAUUGCAUCGAAGUCGCAUAAUUAUACGUAUUUAAUAUAAAUGUAUAGUUUUUUUUUAUUGAUUAUAAGUAAAAAUUAUCUUUUUUUAGCAAUUAAAUAUCGCCCACCGAUAUU